This is a messenger RNA of Paramuricea clavata, 5439 nucleotides long. Lineage: Eukaryota; Metazoa; Cnidaria; Anthozoa; Malacalcyonacea; Plexauridae. The record is from the annotation of a GenBank genome assembly.
AUGGUUCCUCACUCUGAGGACAAGGUUCAUCACUUUGAGGACAAGGUUCCUCACACUGAGGACAAGGUUCCUCACUCUGUGGGCAAGGUUCCUCACUCUGAGAACAAGGUUCCUCACUCUAAGGACAAGGUGCCUCACUCAGUGGACAAGGUUCCUCACUAUGAGGACAAGGUUACUCACUCUGAGCACAAGUAUCGUCACACUGAGGACAAGGUUGCUCACUCUCAGGAGAAGGUUCCUCACUCUGCGGACAAGGACCCUUACUCUGAGAACAAGGUUCCUCACUCUGAGGACAAGAUUCCUCGCUCUGAAGACUAGGUUCCUCACUCUGAUGACAAGUUUACUCACUCUGACAACAAGGUUCCUCACUCUGAAGGCAGGUACCUCACUCAGAAGACAAGGUUCCUCAUUCUGAGGACAAGGUUCCUCACUGUGAGGACAAGGUUACUCACUCUGAGCACAAGUAUCGUCACCCUGAGGACAAGGUUCCUCACUCUCAGGACAAGGUUCCUCACUCUGCGGACAAGGACCCUCACUCUGAGGACAAGGUUACUCUCUCAGAGGACAAGGUUCCUCACUCUGAAAGUAGGAUCCUCACACUGAGGACAAGGUUCCUCGCAAUGAGGACAAGGUUUCUCAUACUGAGGACAAGGUUCCUCACCCUGAGGACAAGGUUCCUCACUCUGAGGACAAGGCUCCUCACACUGACGACAAGGUUCCUCACUCUGUGGGCAAGGUUCCUCACUCUGAGAACAAGGUUCCUCACGCUGAGUACAAGGUUCCUCAAUCUGAGAACAAUGUUCCUCACUCUGAGGACAAGGUUACUCUCUCUGAGGACAAGGUUCCUCACUCUGAAAGCAGGAUCCUCACACUGAGGACCAGGUUCCUCACACUGAGGACAAGGUUUCUCAUACUGAGGACAAGGUUCCUCACCCUGAGGACAAGGUUCCUCGCUCUGAGGACAAUGUUCCUCACACUGAGGACAAGGUUCCUCUCUCUGAGGACAAGGUACCUCACUCUGAGGACAAGGUUCCUCACUCUGAAGGUAGGUUCCUCACUCAGAAGACAAGGUUCCACAUUCUGAGGGCAAGGUUCCUCACUCUGAGGACAAGGUCCCUCACUCUGAAGACAAGGUUCUUCACACUGAGGACAAGGUUCCUCACGCUGAGAAGAAGGUUCCUCAUUCUCAGGACCAGGUUCCUCACUUUGAGGACAAGGUUCCCUUCUCUGACGACAAGGUCCUCACUGUGAGGACAAGGUUACUCACUCUGAGGACAAGAUUCCUCACUCUGCGGACAAGGACCCUCACUCUCAGGACAAGGUUCCUCACUCUUAGGACUAGGUUCCUCACUCUGAGGAAAGGGUUUCUCACUCUGAAGGCAGAUUCCUCAUUCUGAGGACAAAGUUCCUCACUCUGAGUACAAGGUUCCUCACUCAAAGGACAAGUUUCUUCACACUCAGGACAAGGUUCCUCACUCUGAGGUCAAGGUCCCUCAUUCUGAGGACAAGGUUUCUCACUCUGAGGACAAGGUUCCUCGCUCUGAGGACAAGGCUCCUCACUCUGAAGACAAGGAUCCUCAUUCUGAGGACAAGGAUCCUCCCUCUGAGGACAAGGUUCCUCACUCUGAAGGCAGGUUCCUUACUCUGAGGACAAGGUUCCUCACUCUGAGGACAAGUUUCUUCACACCGAGGACAAAUUUCCUCACUCUAAGGACAAGGUUCCUCGCUCUGAGGACUAGGUUACGCACUCUGAGGACAAGUUUACUCACUCUGAGGACAAGGUUCCUCAUUCUGAGGACAAGGUUCCUCACUCUGAAGACAAGGUCCCUCACUCUGAGGACAAGGUUCUUCACACUGACGACAAGGUUCCUCACACCGAGGACAAGGUUCUUCAAUCUGCGAACAAGGUUCCUCACUCUGAGGACAAGGUUCCUCUCUCUGAGGACAAGGUUCCUCACUCUGAAAUGUAGGAUCCUCACACUGAGGACAAGGUUCCUCACACUGAGGACAAGGUUCCUCACUCUGAGGAGAAGGUUCCUCACCCUGAGGACAAGGUUCCUCACUCUGAGGACAAGGUUCCUCACACUGAGGACAAGGUUCCUCACUCUUUGGGCAAGAUUCCUCACUCUGAGAACAAGGUUCCUCACACCGAGGACAUGGUUCCUCACUCUGAAGACAAGGUUCGUCAUCCGGAGGACAAGGUUCCUCACUCUGAGGACAAGGUUCCUCACUCUGAGGACAAGGAUCCUCACUCUGAGGACAAAGCUCGUCACUCUGAAGGCAGGUUCCUCACACCGAGGACAAGGUUCCUCACUAUGAGGACAAGGUUCAUCACUCUGAGAACAAGGCUCCUCACUCUGAAGACAAGGUUCAUCAAUCUGAGGAAAAGGUUCCUAGCUCUUUGGGCAAGAUUCCUCACUCUGAGAACAAGGGUCCUCACACCGAGGACAUGGUUCCUCACUCUGAAGACAAGGUUCCUCACUCUUUGGGCAAGAUUCCUCACUCUGAGAACAAGGUUCCUCACACCGAGGACAUGGUUCCUAACUCUGAAGACAAGGUUCCUCAUCCGGAGGACAAGGUUCCUCACUCUGAGGACAAGGUUCCUCACUCUGAGGAGAAGGUUGCUCACUCUCAGGACAAGGUUCCUCGGUCUGAAAGCAGGUUCCUCACACCGAGGACAAGGUUCCUCACUAUGAGGACAAGGUUCAUCUCUCUGGGAACAAGGUUCCUCACACUGAGGAAAACGUUCUUAACUCUGAGAACAAGGUUUCUCACUCUGAGGACAAGGUUUCUCUCUCUGAGGACAAGGUUACUCACAUUGAGGACAAGGUUCCUCAUUCUGAGAACAAGGUUCCUCAUUCUGAAGACAAGGUUCCUCACUCUGAGGACAAGGUUCCUCACUCUGAGGACAAGGUUCCUCACUCUGAGGACAAGAUUCCUGAAUUUGAACGCAGGUUCCUCACACCGAGGACAAGGUUCCUCUCUCUGAGAACAAGGUUCAUCACCCUGAGGACAAGGUUCCUCUCUCUGAGGACAAGGUUCCUCACACUGAUGGCAAUGUUCUUCAAUCUGAGAACAAGGUUCCGCAGUCUGAGGACCAGGUUCCUCACACUGAGGACAAGGUUCCUCACUCUGAGGACAAGGUUCCUCAUUUUGACGGCAGGUUCCUCACACCGAGGACAAGGUACCUCACUCUGAGGACAAGGUUCCUCACUCUGAGGGCAAGGUUCCUCACACAGAGGACAAGGUUUGUCACUGUGAAAACAAGGUUCCUCACUCUCGGAACAAGGUUCCUCACUCUGAGGAGAAUGUUCCUCACUCUGAGGACAAGGUUCCUCACUCUGAGGACAAGGUUCCUCAUUUUGAAGGCAGGUUCCUCACACCGACGACAAGGUACCUCACUCUGAGGACAAGGUUCCGCACUCUGAGGACAAGGUUCCUCGCACUGAUGACAAGGUUCCUCACUCUGUUGGCAAGGUUCCUCACUCUGAUAACAAGGUUCGUCACUCUGAGGACAUGGUUCCGCACUCUGAGGACAAGGUUCCUCACUCUGAGGACAAUGUUCCUCACUUUGAAGGCAGGUUCCUCACACCCAGGACAAGGUUCCUCACUCUGAGGACAAGGUCCAUGACUCUGAGGACAAGGUUCCUCACUCUGAGGACAAGAUUCCUCACACUGAAGACAAGGUUCCUCACUCUGAAAACAAGGUUCCACACUCUGAGGACAAGGUUCCUCACUCUGAGAACAAGGUUACUCACUCUGAGGACAAGGUUCCUCACUCUGAGGACAAGGUUCUUCUCUCUGAGGACAAGGUUCCUCUCUCUGAGGACCAGGUUCCUCACUCUGAGUACAAGGUUCCUCAUCCGGAGGACAACGUUCCUCACUCUGACGACAAGGUUCCUCACUCUGAGGACAAGGAUCCUCACUCUGAGGACAAAGCUCCUCACUCUGAAGGCAGGUUCCUCACACCGAGGACAAGGAUCCUCACUAUGAAGACAAGGUUCAUCACUCUGAGAACAAGGUUUCUCACUCUGAGGACCAGGUUCCUCAUUCUGAUAACAAGGCUCCUCACUCUGAAGACAAGGUUCAUCAAUCUGAGGAAAAGGUUCCUAGCUCUUAGGACAAAGUUCCUCACUCUGAGUACAAGGUUGCUCACUCAAAGGAAAAGGUUCUUCAAACACAGGACAAGGUUCCUCACUCUGUGAACAAGGUUCCUCACUCUGAGAACAAUGUUCCUCACACGGAGGAGAAGGUUGCUCACUCUCAGGACAAGGUUCCUCGCUCUGAAGGCAGGUUCCUCACACCGAGGACAAGGUUCCUCACUAUGAGGACAAGGUUCAUCUCUCUGAGAACAAGGUUCCUCACACUGAGGAAAAGGUUCUUCACUCUGAGAACAAGGUUUCUCACUCUGAGGACAAGGUUUCUCUCUCUGAGGUCAAGGUUACUCACAUUGAGGACAAGGUUCCUCACUCUGAGAACGAGGUUCCUCAUUCUGAAGACAAGGUUCCUCACUCUGAGGACAAGGUUCCUCACUCUCAGGACAAAGUUCCUCACUCUGAGUACAAGGUUCCUCACUCAAAGGACAAGGUCCUUCACAGUCAGAACAAGGUUCCUCACUCUGAAAACAAGGUUCCUCACUCUGAGGACAAGGUUACUCACUCUGAGAACAAGGUACCUCACUCGGAGGACAAGGUUCCUCAGACUGAGUACAACGUUCCUCACUCCGAGGACAAGUUUCCUGACUCUGAAGGGAGGUUCCUCACUCUGAGGGCAAGGUUCCUCACUCUGAGGACAAAGUUGCUCACACUGAGGACAAGGUUUCCCACUCUGAGAACAAAUCUUUCUCACUCUGACGACAAAGAUCCUCACAAGUAGGACAAGGUUCCUCACACUGAGGACAAGGUUCCUCACACUGAGGAAAAUGUUCCUCACUCUGAGAUCAAGGUUCCUCAAUCUGAGGACAAGUUUCCUCAAUAUGAGGACAAGGUUCCUAACUCUGAGGACAAGGAUCCUCACUCUGAGGACAAGGUUACUCACUCGGAAGGCAGGUUCCUCUCUCUGACGACAAGGUUCCUCACUCUGAGGACAAGGUUCUACACUCUGAGGAAUAGGUUCCUCACACUGAGUACAAGGUUCCACACUCUGAGGACAAGGGUCCUCACUCUGAAGGUGGUUCCUCACACUGAGGACAAGGUUCCUCACUCUGAGGACAAGGUUACUCACUCUGAGAACAAGGUACCUCACUCGGAGGACAAGGUUCCUCAGACUGAGUACAACGUUCCUCACUCCGAGGACAAGUUUCCUGACUCUGAAGGGAGGUUCCUCACUCUGAGGGCAAGGUUCCUCACUCUGAGGACAAAGUUGCUCACACUGAGGACAAGGUUUCCCACUCUGAGAACAAAUCUUUCUCACUCUGACGACAAAGAUCCUCACAAGUAG